ACAGAUUCCACAUUAUUUGACCUUGACAGCCAGGCAAGCGACAUUAGAGAUUCUGACUUCUGGACUGAUGUUGUGGAAGACUUUGAUGUUCCAGACUUCGUCGAUACUUCAGGUCCCACUCAUCAGCUCUCUUCGGAUGCAAAUCCUCUGUUAUAUUUCCUGCUCUUGUUUCCCUUGAGUCUGGUACAGGUACUUGUGGACAACACCAAUUCGUAUGCUGCUCAGAGUGGAGCCCAGGGUUGGACCGAUACCACCAUCGACGAGAUGAAGGCAUUCCUCGGAUUACAAAUUCUGAUGGGGAUUAUUCAGCUUCCCAGAUACACUAUGUAUUGGUCAUCUGAUAAGUUUAUCGAUGUUGAGCUGACCAAUGUCUUCAAACCUUUACCAUGAAACAACUCGGAUCAUAAACUUUUUCUUAAUAUUGAGGAAUAUGUUGAAUAUAAAAUGAAACUUAAUUACACCUGCUUAGUGCUCUUCUGGAAUUGGCAGUGUAACAUUGGUUUUCAAGAAACGCUGAGUUUGAAAAGAUUUGAAAAGCUCACUCGGUAUUUCCAUCUAAAUGAUAAUACUACUCAGGGAGCCAGAGGAACACCUGAAUUUGACAGAUUACACAAAAUAAGACCUGUACUUGAUGAGACAAGAAGGGCAUUUCGGAGUCAGAUGAAUCCACCUAAGCAGCAGGCUAUUGAUGAGGGCAUGGUUAAGUACAAAGGGAGAUUUUUUGCAAGACAAUACAUGCCAAAUAAACCGGUCAAGAGAGGUUUUAAGAUAUUCAUGAGAUGUGAUGAGGAUGGUUACUGCUAUGAUUAUUGGCCGUAUAUGGGAAAACAUGACUUUUUUCAUGGAAAGUCACUAGGAGAAAGAGUCGUCAAACACUUGUGUAGACCAUUGAAAUACAAAGGCCAUCAUGUGUUCUUUGACAGGUUCUUUACAUCCAUUUCCUUGGUGCGAACCUUGCUUCAGAAUGGGAUUUUUAGUUGUGGGACAAUAAAGAGCGACUCAGAAGGGUUUCCGCCAGAGUUAAGAAAUCCGGAUUUAAGGAGAGGGGAGACAUUACAGAUGCAGCACGACCAAUUGCUUGCCACUGCUUGGAAAGAUAAGAAAACGGUACAUAUUUUGAGCACUAAUUGUAGUCCAUUUGGAGAUGGUCCAGUUGUCCGUCGAACUCGUGGUGGAAAUUUUGUUGAGGUUAUGUGUCCUCCACCAGUAUCUUCCUAUCAACGUUAUAUGAGUGGAGUCGACAGAUGCAUGCAACACCGCGCAAAGAAUCCUGUUGGCAGACCAUCCAAAAAAUACUGGAAGUUUUUCUUCAACUUUAUUAUGGAAGUUUGCCUUAUAAAUGCAUUUGAGAUUUUUUCCAGAACACCUGGUAAGGAUCUUCCUACCAAAACAAGGUUUGACCUGCUGGAUUUCAGGAUGGAGGUGGCUCAGCAACUUAUUGGAGGCUUCAGAGGAAGAAAGCGGGGCCAUCAUUUACAGGGUAUUCUUGACCCCCUCAUGUUUUCUGCCAUCUGGAUCGCCUAAAGUCAACAUGCAAAUGGUGUACCAAACACAGAGAAAAGAAAAGAAAGGAGACAGUUUAUGGUUGUAAAGGGUGUAACAAACACUUGUGUAGUGAACGAUGUUUCAGGGAAUUUCAUUCUGAUGUUAAUCUCUAAGAUCAAUUUGUUACAUAAGUCACAUAAUCAUGCUUGGAAAAUCUGUAUGAGAUGUCACUUGCAGGAAUACAUAAAACAUAGGAUUACUGUACAUCACAAUGACUCAAAGAUCAAGGUUAAUAUUCCUUAAUUUUACGCAUUAUAUUUCAAAAUUUGAAUACCAUGUAUAGAGGCAUAUCAAAUCUUCUAAAUGUUAUUUUGGAAGCUAAGAUUUUAUUUUGUAAAUCUCCUUAAGUUUGUAAGUUAAGAAUGAUGUUGUCUACUCAAAGAUGUAAUUUUUUUUCAAUUAUGCAACAUUGUGCUAUGUCAUAGAUCAAAGUUC
Molecule: messenger RNA, 1980 nt
Organism: Saccostrea cuccullata (small rock oyster)
Lineage: Eukaryota; Metazoa; Mollusca; Bivalvia; Ostreida; Ostreidae
Product: piggyBac transposable element-derived protein 4-like
Exons: 7
Coding region: 445-1524 (359 amino acids)
Source: RefSeq, a predicted model, not a curated record